AUGGCUCCAACAACCCAAUAUCGAGCCUCGACGUCGGCUGCGGAUAUCCCUCUUGCUGACCUCGAAGCUGGCCCUCGAGCGAUCCCUCACUCCAAUGACACCUCCCGCUGGAACGGCUUCUCCCAAUUCCACCCGUCCAACAUCCUCGCGAACCCCAAUGGGCUGGCACCAAAGGUUCCGCAGGAGAAUUGGCUGGCCUACGCCGAAGACCUAGGGCAUAGAUUGACGGUCGCAUUGACCCCAAGCUUCCUACAACAAUAUGUUGGUGGCGGCGUACCCCAACCCACAAAGCUGCACGCUAUCGCGGCACUCGAUGGGCUGCGCGGCUGGGCCUGUCUGCUUGUCUUUAAUUUCCACUUCCUCUUCACAUACACCUGGAAGGUAGCGGUCGGGUGGGGUUUUGCAGGAAAGAAUUUCGGAAUCCACCAGCUACCUUUCUUGCACAUGUUGAUCUCGGGCCACAUCAUGGUGGCAAUUUUCUUCGUCAUCUCCGGCUAUGUGCUCUCCUACAAGCCGUUGAAAACUAUCCGGUCCCGGUCGUUCGAGGAGACCUUUACCGUCUUGGCUUCGUCAACCUUCCGACGAGCACUGCGCCUCUAUAUCCCUUCCAUCGUCGGCCUCGCAUGUGUCUUUGUGGCUGUCCGGCUUGGUCUGUACAACUACUCGUGGGGGGUUAUCAAAGAGGGCCAUACCAUCGUUGGCACAAAUGAACAACACCCGCCCAUAUACCGGUCCUUCACCAAGCAGUUUUGGGACUUUUAUAACACCAUUACCCACCUGCUGAACCCUUUCGAUUGGGGUCUCUACUACAACAACUACAAUCCACACCUAUGGACCAUCCCCGUAGAGUUUCGAUGUUCGCUCGUCCUGUUCAUCACCACCCUUGCCACCUCCCGCCUGAUGUCGGUAAUUCGGAUGCCUCUCGUGGCAGGCCUUAUUUGGUUUUGCAUGCGCCAUGGUCGAUGGGAUGUCGUUCUGUUCCUGUGCGGCAUGCUGAUGGCCGAGAUCGACCUCAUCAACGGAACGUGGGAGCGACCCGCGAACUCUGCAGCAGCAAGGGACGAUAGAACGCACAUUCGUUUCCGUCCCGGCGGCAAGAUCAUGGCCACCGUUUCCCGUCGGCGCCUAUGGAUUGCCAUCUUCGUGCUGGGAUUGUACAUCGGAUCAACCCCAAAUCUCGGAUUCAAGUGGACCCCCGGUUACAUGUGGCUCUGGAACAUCACCCCAAGGACAUAUCCCGAGCCACAUCGAUUCCCACAGACCAUCGGUGCAACCUUGAUCGUUUUUAGCAUCAAUCACUCCCCCGACAUCCAGAAACUCUUCACCAAUCCGUUGUCUCAGUAUCUGGGCAAUAUCUCAUUCGCCUUUUACAUCGUCCACGGUCCUAUUCUGCACUCCCUGGGUUACUCAAUCAUGCCUAGUAUCUGGGCUCUGACCGGGAGGGAGACUGAUUUCCAGUACUGUCUUGGCUUCUUCAUUGGCUGGUCUAUCUGUCUGCCCAUCUCUAUCUGGGCAGGUGAUGUCUUCUGGCGCGCAAUUGAUGUGCCUAGUGUGAAGUUUGCCCGCUGGAUUGAGAGUCAAGUUAUCGCGAAAGGGUCGCCUGCGGUUGGGACGCCGAGUUUGUCAACCCCCAGAGCACAGACUCCACGGAACCAGUGA
This is a messenger RNA of Penicillium brasilianum, 1659 nucleotides long. Lineage: Eukaryota; Fungi; Ascomycota; Eurotiomycetes; Eurotiales; Aspergillaceae. The record is from the annotation of a GenBank genome assembly.